AGUAGAGUACAGCACUCUGAAGUGGAAGCACGUACCUGGCUGGAAUUUUCUGCUGGUGGUGUCACCGCCGAGAGACUGUGAAAGACCAUUCAGUGGGUUAUGUGAGAAUUCGUAGGCUCUGUUUCUCAAUACUGUGUCUGUGGUUCGGUUUUUUUUUUUGGAGUCUUCCAAAAUUGCCUUGUACUGUCCGGUAUAUUAGUGCUUUUUUCUUCUUUUGCUGUGUGCUCAACAGCCAAAAUAUACUCGCGUUGUGCCCGUGGAAGGCCAAAAAGUGUUUUGUUUUUCGAUGCGUUGCACACAAGUGAAGAAAAAGUUUGAGGUGUUUUUCAUGUAAAUGUUACUUGGUGUAUGGUGAUCUCUCUUCACGGCAAAAUAUCACAGAAAAAAAACGGAGGAGUUUUAUUAAAAUUCCCCAAAAGAGCAUCAGCUUCGUCGAGUGAGGCCAGCUAGCACACGGAUUUUAUUUGAGCUCAUCAAUGACACUUUUGUAAAAGACAGCUGUAUUAAAGAUGUAUCGCUCUGUGGCAAUUUACUGCAUCCUCCUUGGCGUGAGCUGCAGCUGGAUCACGAUUUUGGCCCAGUCAAAUUAUGCAUCGCAUGCAAAUAACGUGGAGUACCAAGGCGAAGGACUGCCCGAGGAAGCCACUCUGGACGGAAAGGUAACCAAAUUGGACGAUCUCAGCCCGAUUAUAUUCCUUAAUCGAACCAAAGCUGCCCUUAAUUGUGGUGCAGGAUCAAUGCAAGUGGAUCUUAAGUUUAAUGAAAAAUUUUAUGGGAUUGCGUACGCAGACUUUGAUCGCAAUAGUGCUUGUCAGAUCCUGGGAAAAGGAGACUUGAGCUAUAAGCUUGAAUUGCCUCUAAAGGGAUGUGGUACCAAACAGGAGCCCCAAAGGGUCUUCACGAAUAACAUCGUGGUAAGAUUUCAUCCAGGCCUGGAGAUGGAUGGAGAUGAAAUUAUUACCAUUGUCUGCCGAUAUCCUCCACCAGUGGCGCCAAUUCCUGCAGGAUUGCCCGCCCCAAUUUUCAACGAUGUACUUCCUGCUUCUGUUGUGGAGGCUCCUCUGAAAGGCAUUCAAAUUCUCCUUAUCAUUUGCGCCAUAAUGUUCCUGACACUUCUUCUCCUUGGUCUCGGUGUCUCCUACUACUGUCUCCGUCGAAGGCCAGUCACCGUUGUCCGACGUUUGCCCAUGUCUAUGGGCAGUGGUUCAGAAAUCACCAAACUCAGUGGUAGCAGUCUGGGCAAUAUUAGUGCUUUCGAGGGUCUCAAGAUUCCACGGGCUCAUGCUCCUCUAGCUGCCGUUCACAGUUCCUCAGGAAGUGAUGGACCCCUCAUUUCUGAUACCAUCCCAUCUGACUAUCCGAGCGAGAGUCACUCGGAGAUUGAAGAAGUCGAUACACGAUCACUGCCAGUGAGUUCUACGGGAAGCUUCGAGAACCGUGCAUUUGUCCAGGAUAAUUCCAGCAUUUAUAGUGAACACUAUGGUCAUACUCAAGAAUUCCAGGCAGCCAAUGCUGUAGCCCAGGCAUCAAUGGUACCACGUCUGCCACUUGCCGUGAAGGAAUCCUCACCCAAAUUUGAUGUUCAGGUUCGCGUGAAGAGAGCUGCUCCACCACCACCAGCUUCCUUAUCCUCCGAUACUGAUAGCGUAGCCAAUAGUCGUACUGAGCGCAAUAAUUUGUCCACCAUCAUGGAGAGCCAUGAGGAUCGUGAUAGUAUCCUGACCAUUGAUUCCAUGCCACAGGACGUUGCCCAUAGUCAAUUUACGUACGUUCCUGAGCUCCAUCCUGCCCCAAGGCAUAUUCAAGCACCUCCGGUGUUCUCUCGAAUCGUGCGUAAGCAACAGGAAGUGAUUCAACGGCAGGAACGUCAACCAUGGCCAGAAGAUCUCGUGGAUGCUCCACCUUCGAUUCCUGACACUCGAAGUAUCGCUUCUUUGGGCACAGAGAUGACCGAUACACAUUCAAUUGGUGAGAUGAUGGACUCAUCGCAUCUCUACCCUAUCAGCAGUUACCGAUCAUCGGUUCAAUUGGAGAAUACAGAAGCAAUGCCCGAGCCACCAAUUCAUGUGAUGCGCAAACCUGAAAUUACCUCACACGUCGUCGAUGAUGUCUUCUUGCGUACCAUCACUGAGAAGAAGACCAUCGAAGAUAUUGAGCAGUACAAGCGAAAGGUCACAGAAUAUGCCACGGCUAAACCCAUUCCCCCUCCUGAUCCCACAUGGGACGUCACUAUUCGCAAAUAUUCUACAGAUGAAGGUCCACAGCCUCAGUGGGAAGAUUUCUCUGAUAGAUCCUCAAGUGUUUCUGGUGUUCCCUUAACACCACAGAUGGAACGAGUUCCACUUGUGAAUGUUCCUCCAAUGCCUUAUUUGGAUGAGUCUGGAGAGAAGCUUUACAGUCCAGAGCUAGUCGGAAAUAUGAAGCCCAUUGAAUUGCCGCCGGAGGAUAAAACUGUGCCAAAUUGGGAUGUUCUCAUACGUAUCCUCGAGCCAGAGAUCACAGAAGUGGACGACAGGACAUCCACAGAGUCACCCGUGAGCUUCCUUACGCGCCAACUCAGUUAUGAGGAUAAGACCAAGUGGAAGGAGAUCAUCACCACAGAAUCCACACUUCGCACAAUGCUCAAAGAAGCUGUGGUCAAGGAGGACUUCGAACGCAUCCGUAGUGAUUCUCGCUAUGAGAAACUCUUCGAACCUCAAUCAUGGGAUGUGAUUAUUCGAAUUCUGGCACCACCUGAGGAAGAUGUUGAGCUGCGCAAUGCGAGAAAGUUCAAGAAGAAGGAAGCCUGGGACACUCGAUCUCGUCGCAGCUCUCUGCCAACACUCUAUGAAUACGACAGUGAUGGUGGUUCUUCGGUCAGGACAAUCAGUCAAGAUCCCAGUCAGGCAAUUUCUAUGCAAUUGCAGCAGCACCGCUCAAGACGAACUUCUCGCUCCUCCUCCACCUACAGAUCCGACAAUGUGGAUAUGCGAUCGAUGUCUGAGGUAACAGUGGACUUUGGUAGACCCGAUCAUCUGGAUAGCACUUCAGAUGCCAGCAGUCACUAUCCCAAUCGAUAUUACGAAGAUGACCCUUACGAUCGACGAUCCCUACAGCGUUCACUUAGUCAACCUAGUCUUGCACGAUCUGCGAGCGAAUUCACAGAACGCUGGGUGGCCCCCGAUACAGGGUCUGACUUAUCUUCACCCGAUCAAACGCCCAAAGUGCGUCGAUCGAGACGACUAAUGACAACAUUCCAGCAACUUCCUAGCAGCAGUGGAAGUGGUCAAUCGGAACAUGUCGUUGCGCAGGCUCAAUAUGUGGAACAGAGAACGACCUACCAAGCAUCAGGAUCAGCUGCUCCGCAGGAUUGGUACGGAGAUCAGGGCAGAAUCUAAAAGCAUUUCGCGCCGUCGCAAUACUUCGAUAAAUUCAAUAAAAUGGAAUUACUUUUAGUAUUAAUCCAUUCUACGAUGUGCCAACAAAAUACUUUUGUUAAUUUAAUAAUUUUUCCACAAAAUCUAAUCACGAUAUUUUCAAAGCACAAACUCGAACUUCUAAUUUACUGCCUUUUUAGGAUAUGGUAUGAGUUAAGCCCAUACCACAUUUAAUUGUAAUUUUUCAAUUGAUGCAAUUAAUUUUAUUAAUGAAUUUUAAAAGAAAUUGUUAAUUUUAAUUAACUCACUCCUGUGAUAGGGCUUAAAAAGUGUUGUGACUGUAGAAUUUAUUGAAUAAAGAUUUCUAAUACGAGAAAAACUGAUUAAAAAAGAAUCUCAUGCCAAUGUACAGUUGAAUUCAAUACAGUCACAAUAAAAUUAGUAUUUUUUUUAAUUAAAUAUUUUCUCCUCACAAGGGUCCACAGGUUUUGGUGAAAAAGAAACGGACUCCGUUGAAAACUUAUUGAAAAAUCUAUUUUCAUGUCAUUUUUCAUUUUUUCCUGUUUUUUCUAAAUAGAUAGGAAAAUACUGAAAAAUGAUGUCAAAAAUCUAACAUCCCAAUUUUAUUACGCUUGCACGAAUAGUCAGUCGAGCAGCGUUUGUUUUUCAUAAUAAAUUUAUAGAUUAUAUUGCUAUUUUUUUUGGAUGUUGCAAGAGAAAGAAAAUCACCUGUAAUUUUUUUGAUCCUAAAAAUAACGAUUAGGUGGAGGGACGCAAAUGCAAUUUAGGAAAUUUUUCAUGUCUCCUCACCCCGAGACAAGUUUUUUUUUUCACAAACAUUAUUCCCAUACUAAAAACAUUCCAUUUAUAAUUUAUGAUCUUAAGAGAAGGAAGAAACGAGGAAAAAUCCUGUAACUCACUAAUGUUAGGAGUAAUUUAAAAAAUAAUCUCUUUAAUUCAUAGGCAAUAGAUGAUGCAAUUUUCCGUCCAAAAGCAGAAGGGAAAUUACUGUAACUUGUAGUAUUAAUAAAAGUGGUAUUAAUAAUAAAAAGAUUUAUAUUGUAUUUACACCGAUAAUUCAGCAAAAUGUGUAAAGAUAUCAAAUUAAUAAACGCUUCGGAUAAUUAACGAAA
Molecule: messenger RNA, 4489 nt
Organism: Phlebotomus papatasi
Lineage: Eukaryota; Metazoa; Arthropoda; Insecta; Diptera; Psychodidae
Gene: pot
Exons: 7
Coding region: 510-3377 (955 amino acids)
Source: RefSeq, a predicted model, not a curated record